This is a messenger RNA of Mauremys reevesii (Reeves's turtle), 3034 nucleotides long. RefSeq names its product potassium voltage-gated channel subfamily C member 1 (gene KCNC1). Gene Ontology annotation, cellular component: voltage-gated potassium channel complex; neuronal cell body membrane; axon. Bases 187 to 2016 code for a protein of 609 amino acids. The transcript is spliced from 4 exons. Lineage: Eukaryota; Metazoa; Chordata; Testudines; Geoemydidae. Gene Ontology annotation, biological process: protein homooligomerization; potassium ion transmembrane transport. The record is from RefSeq and is a predicted model, not a curated record. Gene Ontology annotation, molecular function: delayed rectifier potassium channel activity; protein binding.
UAGCAUUUGGAAGAAGAGGCACAAGGGGCUGACACCAGUUGGGUGCCCUUUGCCUAGGUGAUUCCUGACCAGCUGGAUAAAUUAUCAGUUUAGGUAUCGAUUGCAGUCAAGAAGCCGCCCCCUUAUGUGCUUGCUGUGUGCUGUGCUUCCUUGCAUGAGUCUGCGACAUGCCUAAUAAGAGACGAGAUGGGCCAGGGCGACGAGAGCGAUCGCAUCGUGAUCAACGUGGGAGGGACUAGGCACCAGACUUACCGCAGCACCCUGCGCACCCUGCCCGGCACUCGGCUGGCCUGGAUCGCUGAGCCCGAUGCCCACAGCCACUUUGACUAUGACCCGCGCACAGACGAGUUCUUCUUCGACCGGCACCCGGGCGUCUUUGCCCAUAUCCUGAACUACUACCGCACAGGCAAGCUGCACUGCCCAGCGGAUGUGUGUGGGCCUCUGUACGAGGAGGAGCUGGCCUUCUGGGGCAUUGACGAGACCGAUGUGGAGCCCUGCUGCUGGAUGACUUACCGCCAGCACCGGGACGCCGAGGAGGCGCUUGACAGUUUUGGUGGGGCACCACUGGAUAGCAGUGCUGAUGACGGAGAUGCAGAUGGCACCGGAGACUCUGGGGAUGGCGAGGAAGAGCUGGAGAUGACUAAACGCCUGGCACUCAGCGACUCACCAGAUGGCAGGUCUGGGGGCUUCUGGAGAAGGUGGCAGCCCCGAAUCUGGGCACUUUUUGAAGACCCCUAUUCCUCCAGAUAUGCAAGGUACGUGGCAUUCGCCUCCCUCUUCUUCAUUCUGGUCUCCAUCACCACCUUCUGCCUCGAGACCCAUGAGAGAUUUAAUCCCAUCGUGAACAAAACAGAGACUGAAUUCAUUGGCAAUGACACCCACGUGCGAUACUACAGGGAAGCGGAGACCGAGGCCUUUCUGACCUACAUCGAAGGCGUCUGUGUGGUCUGGUUUACAUUUGAGUUCCUGAUGAGAAUCACUUUCUGCCCAAACAAGGUGGAAUUUAUCAAAAACUCUUUGAACAUCAUUGACUUUGUGGCCAUUCUGCCUUUCUAUUUGGAGGUUGGACUCAGUGGCCUGUCUUCCAAAGCUGCUAAGGAUGUCCUGGGCUUCCUACGAGUAGUCCGGUUUGUGCGAAUUCUGCGAAUUUUCAAGCUGACCCGCCACUUUGUGGGGCUGCGGGUCCUGGGACAUACUCUCCGUGCCAGCACAAAUGAAUUCUUGCUGCUCAUCAUAUUCUUGGCAUUGGGCGUCUUAAUCUUUGCCACGAUGAUCUACUAUGCUGAGAGAAUAGGUGCUAAACCCAAUGAUCCUAGUGCCAGUGAACAUACACACUUUAAAAAUAUCCCCAUCGGCUUUUGGUGGGCUGUUGUCACCAUGACUACCCUGGGCUAUGGAGACAUGUAUCCUCAGACUUGGUCAGGCAUGCUGGUGGGGGCUCUCUGUGCUCUUGCAGGCGUGCUGACCAUUGCCAUGCCUGUCCCCGUCAUUGUGAACAAUUUCGGAAUGUAUUACUCCUUAGCUAUGGCUAAGCAGAAGCUACCAAAGAAAAAAAAGAAGCAUAUCCCGAGGCCACCCCAGCUGGGAUCCCCCAAUUAUUGUAAAUCUGUCGUAAACUCUCCACACCACAGUACUCAGAGCGACACAUGCCCACUGGCCCAAGAAGAAAUUUUAGAAAUUAACAGAGCAGAUUCGAAACUGAAUGGUGAGGUGGCCAAGGCGGCGCUGGCAAAUGAAGACUGUCCCCACAUAGACCAGGCUAUAACGCCUGAUGAGGGCCUGCCCUUUACCCGCUCUGGCACUCGGGAGAGAUAUGGACCCUGCUUCCUCUUAUCAACCGGGGAAUAUCCCUGCCCGCCUGAUGGAGGAAUAAGAAAGGGUUACGAAAUGUCACGGAGCCUUAACAGCAUAGCUGGCAUAAGCGGAAAAGCGAUAGGAUUAUCCUCAGUGUCUGCGCCCUACAGCUCUCCUAGCCCAGUGAAACGUUCUUGGUCUCCCAUCCCAUCUAUUUUGUAGCAUGGAUCAGUAGCAGAGAAUGGUCUAAAAAGCUUUAUUUACAAUUAGCCUAUGCUAUGUUUCAUAUAAUCCAGGUGACUAAGUCUGAAGAUGUCAUGUCUCACAGUAGCACUUCGUGGGCAUGGUGUUACUACUGACAUUUGGUGACAACACCCUUAAAUAGUAUAAAGAUGACACUAGGUGGGCAUUAAAUAGUACUGGUGGGCCAUAUGCUGCAUGGUAUUGGUACAUAGGAUGAAGGGUGGAUGCACCAGAUAAUUUCUUUAAUGGUGCGCCAUGCUGGUAUGUGCUUAUCUUGGCUAAUGGUGGAUCCACUGGCUCUUAUGGAAUGGGAUAGGCAUUUAGUCAAUGCUGAAAUGUGCCAACGAUUGAAGAUUUUGAUUUUCUCAGGAUAUAUUUGAGCCAUAGGAACCCUGCAGGAGUUUGAGCAAACAAGCACAGUAGGAUGAAACUUUGCAUGGGCGCCUAUUAUAAGUUGAAAGCAAUACUCAGAUACACUGUAGAGAGGUCUCAGUCUGGCUGACUGCAUGGAAAAAAAAAUUCCUGUUGAAGAAGAAUAUGGCUGCCUCUGCAUGUAGCUACUCUACCUUUUCCUCUUUCCUUUAAAACUAAAAUGCCAAGCUUGAUUUGAAAAGCGCAGGAAAGAAGCUCAAGUAUUGAUUGUAUUCUUUACAUGCAGAUCUUUGCAAAGAAAGUCCUGUCAUUGCUAAAUAUAUGCCAACAGAGGCAGUCAGAGUGACUUGACAAGGCAAGAUGGAGAUGAACAUUGAUGGCUAAUAAACAUCUGUGUGGAACUGUGCAGGCAUAGAAGACCUCCUCAUUUGGACAAAGUAAACUCGCUCCAUGCAGGUUUUAAGGAUGAUUCUAUGUGGUUUCAGAGUUGUACUAGAGAUGCAGGCUUUUUCUACGGCCAAAAUGUAACAAAACUGUAGAAGAUCUCUUCUUCCUUUCUUUUUUGUUUUGUUCAUAGCAUGAAUUGCAUGAAGUAAACAAAAACUGCAAUUGUAUGAUUAACUUU